Messenger RNA from Saxophila tyrrhenica, 3195 nucleotides. RefSeq lists its product as uncharacterized. The record is from RefSeq and is a predicted model, not a curated record. Lineage: Eukaryota; Fungi; Ascomycota; Dothideomycetes; Mycosphaerellales; Extremaceae. Gene Ontology annotation, molecular function: metal ion binding. The coding region runs from base 1 to 3195 and encodes 1064 amino acids. The transcript has 2 exons.
AUGGAUCACCACCAGAUGCCCCGCGGGAACGAGGGCUUCUCCAACAAUAAUCUGUUCGGCGAUAGUCAGCAGUACAAUGCAUAUGACAAUCUCUUCCAGACUGGAAACGAGCAGAGUCCGUAUGAUGCUAGCUGGGGCGUAAACGCCAGCAACUUCCCGGCCGUGUCACGCACCCAACCCCAACACCUGUCUGCGCCAAGCUGGCCGCAGAAUGCGAAUCAUCUUUCGUCCUCCCACAUCAGCGGCCAGCAGUCACCGUACUCACGCCCUCUCUCCCACAGUCCAGCCCCGUAUCCGCAGAACGCAUUCAAUAGUUACGGCGCGCAGCAGGGGUUCCACUACCGUCAACCACAGUACGACCCGUCUGUCGUCACACCCCAGAGUCUGAAUCAGAACUUCAGUCCCUACUCGACAGCAAACUAUGCAACCAACAAUGGCGCCACAAUCGCACCACACGCAUUGCAGCACGAGAACCGCUCGCCAGCCUACGGUCACAACCCUUAUGGAACACCGACAUUCCCUGCGAACAAUGCCCGUCCACCCAGUGCUGUCCAGCCGGCAACUGUCGACCAGCACAAGCUUGUCGCCUCUAUCCCGGCAGCAAACAAUGCUGGCUUCUUCUCCAUCGUCAACUUCGAUGACCUGUCUCGGGCCACGAAGUCCGAGCGCAUGGGCAGUUUUCUAAAUAUCGGUACCGAAGCACAGAACUGGGAAGUCAAUCGCGCUGCACUACCGGCGUACGUUCCACGUAAGUCUCGCAAGGAGUUGUGCAAGGCCGCUGGCAGCGACCCAAAGCUUCUGGCCAAGCUCCGGAAGAAGGUGGUGAAGCGAGAGAAGCCUUCAAUCAUCGCUCCCCGCACCGCCUUGCCCACUUCCACGGCUGGCCAGCCUUUCAACGGCAACAUCAAAUACGAAGGCGACUCCUCAAGUGCUGAAGAGUCUUCUUCUGAAGAUGAUGAUGACGACUCCUCCUACUCCUCUGAUGACAAUGUUGAGUCCGCUCCACUGCCCGCCAAGCGCCCAGACUCCCCGAAAGCUGCAACCGAGUACGACACCAUCAAAGCUCUCUGGCGCAGCAAGCGCCGCUCACCAACGUCCGAGAGCAUCAGGAAGGGUCUUGUUGACUUCUGGGAGAUCGCAAAGACCGUCCGAGAUCGGUGGAAGGCCGACACUGCAGCAGUCACUGACGCCGAGGAGAAGAAGCGGGUGAAUGAGAUCCCGCUGCUGAAAAGCCGAGUCAAGGAUCAGCGUGACAUGAUGGAGACGGCCUUCACGGCUGCUUUGCAGCACGGUCACCGCGACAUUGUUGAGCUAUUCUCGCAGAACCAAGCCUUGAUGUUUCUCUGCUACCAAUUCCUACUCGACCGCCAAAAGGAAGAAGAUUUCAAUGGCCCGCUCUCACGCGCGAUACUGGAGGUCGUGUCGAUGUCCACAACGAUGAAAGCGGAGACGUUCGAGAAAGUCCAUCUUGCCAAAGUCGUGCCUCGCUUUGUCAGGCGAGGGGACGUGAAGACGCAGUACUUUGCGAAGAAGAUCGUUGCGAACGCGUCUGCCCCAGAUGCCGACAAUGGUGCUGCGACGGAUGCGAAGAAGGUGGCUGCCAAGGUCGGUGCUGGUUCGCCACCCGGGAAGCGCGCGGAGCCAGAAUCUGUCGCUGGAGUCAAGCGUGCUGCAGCCGCAGCUGGAGAAGGGUCUGCGCCCAAGAAGGCCGCAACAGUAGCUAGCAAACUGAAUGGCGGUCUUACGGCAAGCAAGCUGAACUCGGCGUCCAAGAAGCCGUCUUCAUCUGUAGAUGCAGCGAAAGGCACAGCGCCGGCGCCGGCAGCAGCUGUCAAAGCGAAGCAAGUCACCGCGAAGCCAUCGAAUUUCUUUGCGAGCCUCCAGUCAGCGUCUAAAAAGCCGAAUGCAUCCAAUGCGAGCAGGCCCACGGCCGGCGCGAUGUCGGGACCACGAUCAGUAUCGGCAACGCAAUCAAGCGCGCCCAAGUCGACUUUCUCUUUCACCGAGACCAUGGCCAACCUGUCCAAGCCGAAGGAAGAGAAGCCUGCCGCCAAGCCAGUACAACAGGCCAUCAAGGAGACACCGGAGGAGAAGACGAAGCGCCUUAGGAAAGAGUCACGUCGCCAUCUCCACGUCCGGUUCAAGAAGGACGACGAGCUAACCGAAGUACGUCUUUUCUCUCACGAUCCAGAUGAGGAGCGUGGCCACAACGCCAGCGAAAUGCGCGACGUGGACGAUGUCGGUGGAGAGGGCCGCAUGUUCAAGCAACAGCACAACCUGAUGGAAGUCGAUGAAGAAGAGGAGGCGCCUGUCGAGACGGAGGAGAAGCUGGUCGAGUACAAGGCGCCUAGCGAGAUCGACUUCAUGGAAGUCGACGAGGGAUCACGCGAGCUCAACUACAAGCCAUAUGGCGGUGGCGUGCUCGAGCCGGAAUCCGAGGAGCGUGCGAAGCGUAAAGAUUAUGAGGAUAACAAUCUCAUGGUCUUCUACGCGAAUCCAAGCGACAUCCCUCCGAAUCCACGUGAGCCGUAUGAUCCGUACAACGGCGAGACGGUCACCAUGAAGCAGAUCGCCCCGCCGGAGGAGAAGUGGGCUAUCCGGGCCAGGCAGACGAAGGUUGCGCAGAAACAGCGGCAGUACGGCAGCGCGCCACAGCCGACGAUGGGCCAGAACACAGCACAGCCGUUCGAUCUAUCGAAGCUCUACCUCGGGAACCAGCAGUACGGCCAGCCCGCACAGCAACAGCAAGCUCCCACCGGGGUUAGCCCCGACCUCGCGGCCCUGCUCGCCCAAUUCAACCAACCAGCCGCCAACCAAGCCGCACCUCCGCAGCCAGCAAUGGGUGGUCACACACCUCAGUUCCAACCCUCUGUCCCACCCAUGCAACAGCAGGCCCCUCAACAGACCCAACCGACCAUCGACCUCGCGGCCAUCCUCGCCUCUAUCAACAACAAUAAUCAGCAACAAAACACCGUCCAGACAGCCUACAACUACAACAACGCCGCUGCACCGAGCAUGCCAGGCUCCUCAGGGGUCUACGAGAACCCAGACCGCAAGCAGUGGCGUGAAGGAGGGGCAAAGAAGCCGAAUGGGGGUAAUGCGGAGCAGAGGAACUACAAGACGAAGGUGUGCAAGUAUUGGUUGGAGGGGAAGUGUCAGAAGGGGAGUGGGUGUACUUUCAAGCACGAGAGUUGA